Messenger RNA from Mytilinidion resinicola, 1530 nucleotides. Its product is annotated as histone acetyltransferase ESA1. Bases 1 to 1530 code for a protein of 509 amino acids. The transcript has 4 exons. NCBI's taxonomy places the organism in Eukaryota, Fungi, Ascomycota, Dothideomycetes, Mytilinidiales, Mytilinidiaceae. The record is from RefSeq and is a predicted model, not a curated record. Gene Ontology annotation, molecular function: histone acetyltransferase activity. Gene Ontology annotation, biological process: regulation of DNA-templated transcription.
AUGGCGCCCCGGGAGUCAUCACACGAGCCCACGAGCACCCCGGACCCGGUCGAGAAAGGCUUUGCGACUUUGGCCACCUUAAGGAUCGGGGUGAAGGCGUUUGUUGAGAAGGAUGGCGAGAAACGCAAGGCAGAAAUCCUAUUGCUACGAACCCGACGUGGCAAACCAACCUUCUACGUCCACUAUGAAGAAUUCAACAAGCGUCUCGACGAAUGGGUUCCCGCCGAGCGCAUAGAUCUCACGCGGGAGGUCGAGUGGCCUGCCCCAGAGAAGCCCGACAAGAAGAAGGCCAACAGCGCCGCCCCCAAGACCCAACCUCCCAAGGCAGACAACUCCAAAGCUCCCAAGAACCUCAAGCGUGCGCGCUCAAAGCUAGACCGCGAAGUCUCCUCAACCCCUGAAGCCACCUCUGUCAACCUACCCGGCAAAGCGCAUCGGCCCACUAAAGCCAGCGGCAAAGAGAACAGGGACCACAUUGCCAUCAUCUCAACCGAAGUUGCAGAUGGCAGCACGCCUAAGCCAGAGGACGAGGAAAUGGACCUCGUCGACGUGGCCGACGCCGCCGCAGCCGCCAAAGCCGUCCCCUCCGAGAUCUACUCGCGCGAGGACGAAAUCGAGAAACUGCGUACCGGCGGCUCCAUGACGCAGAACCAGACAGAAAUAUCUCGUGUACGUAAUCUCGACAAGAUCCAGAUGGGCAAAUUCGAGGUCGAGCCGUGGUACUUCUCGCCCUAUCCCGUCGACUUCACGGAUGCCGACAUGGUCUACAUCUGCGAGUUCUGCCUGUGCUACUUCGGCGACGAGGUACAGUUCGUACGGCACAGGUCGAAGUGCACGCUACUGCAUCCACCGGGUAACGAGAUCUACCGCGACGACUAUGUCUCGUGUUUUGAGAUUGAUGGCCGCCGCCAGCGAACCUGGUGCCGUAAUCUCUGCCUCCUUUCUAAGCUCUUCCUAGACCACAAGACGCUGUACUACGACGUCGACCCUUUUCUCUUCUAUUGCAUGUGCACGCGCGACGAGCAUGGCUGUCACCUGGUCGGCUAUUUCUCGAAGGAAAAGGAGAGUGCUGAGGGCUACAACGUCGCUUGUAUCCUGACGCUACCCCAAUAUCAGCGCAAAGGCUUCGGCAAGCUCCUUAUUGCCUUCUCAUACGAGCUAUCGAAGCGCGAGGGCAAGCUAGGCAGCCCAGAGAAGCCGCUUUCCGAUCUCGGGUUGCUGGGCUAUCGAGCGUACUGGCAGGAGACGAUAGUAGAUCUGCUGAUUGAUGGAAGGGCGGAGGCGAAUGUAGAGGAUUUGGGGGCAACCGCGGCGAUGACGACGAAUGAUGUGUUGCACACGUUGCAGAAUUUGAAUAUGUUGCGGUAUCAUAAAAACCAGCACGUAAUCGUCCUCACCGAUGCAGUCAUCGAGCAGCGCGAUCGGCAGAAGGCAAAGGAGAAGCUGAAGGGCAAGCGCAGUAUUGACCCUGAGAAGUUGCAGUGGAAACCGCCCGUCUUUUCAGCGGCGUCGAGGACGUGGAAUUGGUAA